This is a messenger RNA of Oncorhynchus keta (chum salmon), 2800 nucleotides long. RefSeq names its product pleckstrin homology domain-containing family F member 1-like. NCBI's taxonomy places the organism in Eukaryota, Metazoa, Chordata, Actinopteri, Salmoniformes, Salmonidae. The record is from RefSeq and is a predicted model, not a curated record. Gene Ontology annotation, molecular function: metal ion binding; phosphatidylinositol binding. Bases 1456 to 2340 code for a protein of 294 amino acids. The transcript is spliced from 2 exons.
UUGUGAUUUUCCAUUCAAUGCUGCUUUUCAAUUAUAGCAAGUUCAUUGUUUUGUUUUUCAGCUGCAACCAUUAGCUAGUAUCACUAACCGUCAUUAUGUUACUAUAAUUUAUAGCCAUGUGAUUUUUUUCCUAUCAUUAUAUUGUUAUUCAUAUUUCUGCUUAAAGCUGGAAUCCUUGGUUGCUACGUACAUUUUUGGACCUAUAAAUGGAUGAUAAACUGAACGGGUUAUGGUAGUAGGUGCCAGGUGCACCGGUUUAAGUGUAUCAAGUACUGCACAUUGCUGUGUUUUUCACUCCAGUUUCCUGUGUUUUAUCAAGAAUGGUCCAUCAAAAGAAGGUGUAACUCAGUAUUAGGAAUGUGUUCCAAAUGUUUUGUACGCCUCAAUUCAGCAGGGCAUGGACUCGACAAGGUUUCAAGUGUUCCACAUGAUGCUGGCCCAUGUUGACUCCAAUGCUUCCCACAGUUGUGUCAAGUUGACUGGAUGUCCUUUGGGUGGUGGACCAUUCUUGAUACACACGGAAAACGGUUGAUUCUGAAGAACCCAGCAGCAUUGCAGUUCUAUGCAAAUAGUCUGGGUAGCCAUUUGAUUAGCUGUUCAGGAGUCAUAUGACUUGGAGGUAGAAGCUGUUAAUACUUUUGGACCUAGACUGAUUGAAGUGGAUUGAACAAGUGACAUCAAUAAAGGAUCCUAGCUUUCACCUAGAUCUACCUGGUCAGUCUGUCAUGGAAAGAACCGUUCUUAAUGUUUUGUACACUCAUAUCCAUUGAUUCUUGAAGAAUUAUAAAUGCCACAUGAGCUUAGGUUAACUGUUUUUUACUCCAGUGUUUGUAAACAUUGUACAUGUAAACAAACACCGUAUAGCCUCAAAACAUGGUUCAAAAACAUGUUGAUAUCAUGGAUGAUCAGUCCUUGCAUCCAUAGCUCUCUCUAUGAAUGUGAGAGUGUUUACAUUUCUCCAAGGCCCAUCCCUCAGCUUUUUACCAAAACACUGGCGGGAAGACAGCUUUAUUAUUGUUUCAAUUAAGGAUGCUAGCUCUAAUGCUGUCCAACAGGGGUUUUCCUGUAUUCAUAGUCCUAGUCAUAGAAUUUGCAUUUACAAUACUUGUAUUUACUGUAAUUUAACAGGAUCUCUAUGCCCCGAGUCACAUCCCGUCAUGUUUUGGAAUCUGGUCUUGCCUGUUUUCCUUCUUUCUAAUUGCUCUCUCUCUCUCCGUCAAGUUGUUUUGGAACUCCCCAUGCUGUGCGACUCAACAGGAAAUGUGAGUUUCACAUAUAAAGGACCUCUUGUGGCAACUCACUCUUCAUUACAGAAACUACUACUUGACACUGACAAAACCUACUGUAUGGUGGUGAAACGGGAACUAAGCGAUUUACUACCGAGACACAAACUGCUGCAGCCUAAACAAGAUAUUAAUCACAAAACAGAGUAAAAGUGUUGUAAUCCAGCUCAUCAUGGUGGACCAGCUGGCUUUCACGCAAGAGAACAGAGAGAGGAUCCAGGCAGUGGAGAACUCCUUUGGCCCCUCUGGGAAGUCCCUGUUCAGACCUGGCCGGGUCUUGAUAGGCGAGGGGCGGCUGAUGAAGCUGUGUCGACGCCGCCCACAGCCCAAAGUAUUUUACUUGUUUAAUGACAUUUUGGUCUACGGUAGCAUCAUCCUUCAUGGACACUGGCACAAGAACCAGCAGAUAAUCUCCCUGGAGGAUAUCCAGCUAGAGGACCUGGAGGACGGGGUCAGCAUGGAGAACCAGUGGCUGAUCCGCACCCCACGGAAGUCAUUUUACGUGUCAGCCGCCUCUGCUGAGGAGAAGCAUGCCUGGAUGAAGCACAUCGAAGACUGCAAGUUCAAGCAGCUGCAGCAUGCCGGCUGCCAGCCCGGAUGCACCUUCGCCACCACCUGGAUCCCUGACCGGGCGUCCGCCAUCUGCAUGCGCUGCUCUCAAACGUUUCGGGUCAACAAACGUCGCCACCACUGUCGUCGCUGCGGCUUCGUCGUCUGCAACACCUGCUCCAAGAACCGGGCCGUAAUCUGCCACAUCUCUACUAAGCCUGUGAGGGUAUGUCGACUGUGUCACCUCAGUCUCCAGGACCAUGGGGCGCUGACCCAGGACAAGGUGCGUUCACGGGGGGACAGUGAUGGGAGGAACUGCUCUGAUGAAUACGAACUGGUCAUGCCUGAGUACGAGGCGACUAUCGACAAUGAGGUAGAUGAGCGGGUAGAUGACCACGCACCACACAAGUGGGUUGAGUCUCAGAUCAACUCUUGGUCCCCGUAUAACUAUUUAAAACCGCAACAUCAAAGUCCCAAUCUCACUGGCUUGUCAAGCCACUUGACUUGACUUGAAUUGGACUUUUGGACAAUGUGAGAGGACACUGACAAGUAUUUACUGAAUGAGUAUGUGGUGAAGAAGUGUCAAAUCAAGACGUUACAUGAUCACAUGUAAUCAGAAAUAUUGUGCAAAUAUGAACACUACUGGAUCAAUAUAUUCCUGUUAAUAUACCUUUGAGUGUAUUGGGGGGCUUAUUUGUGUGAUCCGUUUGAUAAAUGUUAACCUGUAUUAUGCAUGGUUGACUGUCCAUUAUACACACACGCAGUAUCUUUGUUUACAUGAAAUAUUUUGCACUGAAUACUUUUAUAUUCAUCCUAUACUUAUCUUCUCUAAAAAAAAAGGCAUGUUGACUAAGAUAACGUGCCCAUAUUAUGUGUACCUGCAAUUAUAACUCUAAAUGACAACGACCUAUACUCGUUUAUCACAUUCACAUCAACCAUUUACCUAUAAAAUAAAACAUAUUUUGAUA